Messenger RNA from Orcinus orca (killer whale), 3891 nucleotides. It is a transcript of the gene ST6GALNAC2, whose product is annotated as ST6 N-acetylgalactosaminide alpha-2,6-sialyltransferase 2. The transcript has 9 exons. Gene Ontology annotation, molecular function: sialyltransferase activity. The coding region runs from base 219 to 1343 and encodes 374 amino acids. The record is from RefSeq and is a predicted model, not a curated record. Lineage: Eukaryota; Metazoa; Chordata; Mammalia; Artiodactyla; Delphinidae.
AGGGCAGUUCCGGCGCCGGCGCUACAUUCUCCCCCCCCUCACCCCGCCCCCGGGACCCGUCGCGCAGGCCCCGAGGGUGCGGCACGGGCAGAACGGGGAUAGGCGGGGAGGGGCCCCAGCGGCCGGGAGGCCGAGUCCAGGAGUCCGGCCCGGCCCACCCGGGCCUCUCCCCUCCGCCCGGGACUGCGGCCGACGGGGCGCCCGCGGGCCGGGGCUGCAUGGGGCUCCCGCGCGUCCCUGUCUUCUGGCUGCUGCUCCUGUUCGCGGUUGUUUGCUCGGGGAUCCUCGUCGCCCUGUACUCCUCGGCGGUGGAGUCAUACCCGGGGCCCCUGACCGGAGCCAGGAACAUCACAUCGUCUCAAGCUUUCUUUGGACCCAAGGCAUCGAAUUCUACGACGAGAAAGAACCUGCCCUGUCGACACCCACUUUAUCUCGCCAUUCAACGGCACCCUCACUUCCGGGAUCUGUUUGAUCUCUCCAUUCCAGUGCUGCUGUCAGGGAACCUCUUCACCCAGGAGCUCUGGGACAGCCUGAGCCGGCACAAAGCCCCCUACGGCUGGCAGGGGCUCUCCGGCCAAGCCAUCGCCUCCACCCUGAGCCUCCUGAAUGGCUCUGAGAGCACCAGGCUGUUUGCCGUCUCCAGGGAGCUGCUUCCGGGCUGCAUCCGGUGUGCCGUGGUGGGUAACGGAGGCAUUCUGAAUGGUUCCCGCCAGGGUCAGAACAUCGAUGCCCAUGACUACGUGUUCAGACUCAAUGGUGCUGUGAUCAAAGGCUUUGAGAAGGACGUGGGCACCAAGACCUCCUUCUACGGUUUCACUGUAAACACAAUGAAGAACUCCCUCAUCUCCUACUCAAACCUGGGCUUCACCUCUGUGCCGCAGGGACAGGACCUGCGCUAUAUCUUCAUCCCCUCAGACAUCCGCGACUACAUGAUGCUAAGAUCGGCCAUUCUAGGUGUGCCUGUCCCUGAGGGCCCCGAUAAAGGGGACAGGCCUCAGACCUAUUUUGGACCAGAAGCCUCUGCCAGCAAAUUCAAGCUACUCCAUCCAGACUUCAUCAGCUACCUGACAGAGAGGUUUCUGAAAUCCAAGUGGAUUAACACAAAAUUCAGAGACCUAUACAUGCCUAGUACUGGAGCCCUCAUGUUGCUGACAGCACUGCAUACCUGUGACCAGGUUAGUGCCUAUGGAUUCAUCACAAGCAACUACCAGAAAUUUUCUGACCACUAUUUCGAACGAAUAAAGAAGCCACUGAUAUUCUACGUGAACCAUGAUCUGUCCCUGGAAGCCACCCUGUGGAAGGACCUGCACAAGGCUGGCAUCCUUUGGCUGUACCAGCGCUGACCCUGAAGCACCCAAGACCUUUGUGUUUUUGCAGAGCUGAGGCCCUUGGCCCCUCAAGUGGCCAAAGCUGCCUUCUGGUCUUUUCAGCCUGAGAGGGGCUCCAACUGUCCUUGACCCUGCCCCCGCUUCUUCCCUACAGAGGACACCGAGUGGAUGUGUGACUGUCACUGAAGCCUAUUCUUUGUGAGACACCCCACCUUGUCCUCAGCUCAUCUGGUCUGAGGCAGACAUCCCAACCCUGGCCAAGAAAAAACCGACUGCUCUGUGCUGGAUUUGUCUUUAAAACCGAAGAUAACACUCUCAAGGUGAGACUGCCCCUCACCAGCGUGAGGCAGGCAUCCUUCAUAGCUGAGCGUUCCCAAGACAGUAGUGGCACAAGGUGACUAGGAGGUCAGUGGAGCGGCUCAGGGUCUCUCAGUUAACAAAGAUCAAGCAGCAGUAGAAGCAAACGCACGCUUCUCAGCCCAAAUCCUCCCACUAGCAUGUCCAGCUUCACGCAAACUCCAAAGCAGUUCAACUCAAGGCCAUGUCGGAACAGCCUUUCUGAGAACAGGACCGACUCACUUCUGCCCCGAUAAAUGUGAUUUGGAACUAGAUAAUUGCAUAAAUGGUGGAUAACCAUUGUGUGUGUGUGUGUUGGGGAAAGUAGUAUAUCAUGCAGGGUGUUUAGCACAAAGAAUUCAGAAUCCAAGAACCACGGGAAUUUGAUGGGAGUCAACCAUGCAGAAGGUCACUGGCCCCUGAUUAAAGUCCCGUUGGAGAUGUAUUACCACCUUGUCACCAAAAGGACAUUACUGGGUAAUGAACCCUCAUUAUCGGACACUAAACGUCAUGGCUUCAAUAAUUUGACUUGAUAUAGGCAGUUUUAUUUUAGAUUACAUGGGCUUCUAUAGAAGUGUAAACCAACUGAGUUAUCCCCAUACUACCCCUUAAGCAAACCCUGGGAUUUACUGUCCUGAUGUCUAGUCUGAUGUUGCUACACCCUACCCCGCAAGGCAGUGGAGGGGACAGGGGGAUGUCUCCACAGGUCUGGUAGGCAAGAGCCUCCCUGCCCAAAACCUGGCCCUUGGGUCUGUGGUUUUGAAGGGACGAUCCUAUCAGCACACCUAACAAGAGGGAUGAAUCAAAAUGCUACUUCAGAAAUUGAGACAUGUGAUUAAGUGAAAGGACAUUUAGGCUUUAAUGACUAAAGCAGCUACUUGAGAAACCAUAGCUUCCCGAUGCCUGGACCCAUUUUUAUCCAUACUUUAUUUUCCCCUAUUCCCAUCACAUCUGUAGUUACCAAAACCUGUCAACCGGUUAGAGGGGUAUAAGAACAAUUUAGUGGGAAACUUAUAAACACCAAAACAUCUGAUUGCAUCCUGUUACCCGCAACUAUUCUGAAACUUUCACUUAUAAAAGAAUAUGCUGAGUCACAGAAUAAAACACUGCUUUUACACGGGUCUCAAUCUGAAAUCCACAAAUGCUAGUAAGUCAGUUUUAAAAUUUUUAAAUUUGUUUCAAAGUUAUACCCAAGACACAUUGACUUCAUAGGAAAUCCACUGAGAAAUGUCUUUCUGGGCUGAACACCUCUUUCCUUUUAGUCUCCCCAACAGAGCAUGCACAUGUUAAUUACUUUCAUUUUGUAAUCACUGCUGUCCCGCCACUAUACCAAGAUCACCUAAACUGUGUGCAGUAUUCUGAAUGUUCUUAGUUAUACCCUAAUUUCACUAACUGGGAUUUCACUUCUGGGAUACCCUGUCACUUGAAUUCUUUGGCUACUUUUGAAGAUGAAGUCCAAAGAACUCUUAAAUGAUUCUCCUUUGAAGGGGGUGGUGGUAUUUUAUAGGCGUUAGCAACUAGCACCUGGGGCUGUGCUGAUCCCAUCUGGCAUCACUGGGAGGCAACCUAUAAAACCAGAGAAUCGGGCUUCCCUGAUGGCGCAGUGGUUGAGAGUCCACCUGCCAAUGCAGGGGACACGGGUUCAUGCCCCGGUACGGGAAGAUCCCACAUGCCACAGAGCCUACGCAUCCGGAGCCUGUGCUCUGCAAUGGGAGAGGCCACAACAGUGAGAGGCCCGCGUACCGCAAAAAAAACCAAAAAACAAAAAAACCAAAGAAUCAUUUGAUGCAGCAGCCAACUAAGAGACUCAAAACUGAGGUUAAAUUUAAAGAAAAAACUAGAGAAAAAAAGGUGAUCCUAGAGGAACUCUGAGCAAUCAGUCAUUACGCACGUGCGUGCAUGUGUGUGUGCGUGUAAGGCACCACCAGAUCAAUUCAGUGCAGCCUGGUGGUUCCCGAUGACUCCCCUUUUUGGGAGACUGUGAUCUGAGGAAGCAGAAUCUGGCAAGUGGCCAGUACCAGUAAAGAGCGGCCAUGAAGUGCUGGCCACAUUUAUAUUCAACCCCCUCUGGAGUCAAACCUACAGGUUCGGGAAUUCCCUGGCAGUCCAGCGGUUAGGACUCAUCACUCUCACUGCCAAGGGCCAGGGGUCAACCCCUGGCUGAGGAACUAAGAUCCCACAAGCUGUGCGGUGCAGCUUAAAAAAAAAAAACAGAAACAGAAACAAA